Messenger RNA from Salvelinus sp. IW2-2015, 6134 nucleotides. The record is from RefSeq and is a predicted model, not a curated record. NCBI's taxonomy places the organism in Eukaryota, Metazoa, Chordata, Actinopteri, Salmoniformes, Salmonidae.
CCAGAAGAAGGCCAAGAAGAGCCUUCCCCUGCUUCUGGAGGGGAACCUGUCCUACCACCGCGGCAGGAGGCAGUCUGCUCCAACUAAAGACUUCGAAACAGCAUUUCAUGUCUCUUCAAAGGCUGGCAGCGAGGGGGAGCUGUGUCAUGGGGCAGAUAGCCUGGGAUCCUCAGGCAGCACCAACACCCUGGCCUCCUCUGUGAUGGAGGUGGAAGCUGAGGCAGAGCGGCCGGACCCCUGCCUGGGCCUGGAUGAUGAGGAUCUAUCCCCCCUGAGCCUCCCGCCCACCCUCUCCAUCACCGAGGAGAUCAUGCAGUUCAUUAACCAGAGCCGCGUGCGAGAGGGAAUGGCCGAACUCAAGCAUGACAUAGUAUGGGAUUCACCCCUGGAUGAGUCUCUGGAGGACCAAACAACUGAGCCACCUCCAUGUCCAGUUGCUCAGCAAGGCAAUUACCAGCCGCUUGCUUCCCCUACAGAGGAGACUUACGAGUCGCAAGACCCCCAUCCUAAUAGUCCAGAGGAGAUAACAGUGCAACUGGAGGAGAGRAGAACCAAAAUGGAAGACCAAACUCUUCCACCCCGUCUGUCCAGUGAGUCCUCAGAGGAGGGAGGUUGUGAAGGUGGAGAGUCAACACCUUUGCCAUCUGAUGUCAAAGAGGAGAUGCCUCAGGAGGAGAGCACAUCAGCCAAAGAAACCGAGACAGUUGAGGAAAGAACUGCAUCAGAGGUGGAGGACGAGCAAACGAUCAAAACCACGACACCCCUCUCUCCUGUAAGCCUCCCUGACAAAAGCAAGAGGGAGAAAGAACUCUGCUUUGACCUCCCCAACGAGGACAAACCCUCAGAAACUCCUAUCUCUCCUCUCUCCGUCCCAGAGGACACUGUACAGAGCCCUCUGGCGCCCAAGAAAGAGACCCAGCUCACCAAGUCCGACAGGCAGAUCAUCGAGAAGAUCCGCAGCUACUACGAGGCGGCUGAGGCCGAGGCAGGAGAAGCAGGAGAAGGUGACAGRAGCCCCACCCCCAGGAGAAACAGCUUCUCCCUCAUCAUCCCCACCGGCRUGGUCAAAGACUCUGUGUCCCGCUUUGCUGUCUUUGGCCACCAGGACAGCCUGUGUGACUCGGAGAGCGGGCGCUCCGAUGGGGGMGCAGAACCAGAGCCUGAGUUAGAGCUGCCUGACCAGGGAGAGGGAGCCCUCAGCCCAGACUGUUCCUCCACUUCUGCUGCUGGUUCCCAGGAAGAUCAUAGCCAGGCACCAGGUCAGGGUGAGCCUGCUGUGGAGGAAUGUAGCAGGUUUGAGCCGGUGAGCGAGCUCCUCCCCUACAAAGAGUUGAUGAAGGAGUGGAAAGAGAAGGAGAAAGUAGGAGCCGCUGUUAGUACAGAGAAGGAAAUCACACUUAACCUGUUAACAGACAUAAACAAAGAGCCUUCAUGCAGUGAUGAAGCAGCCAAAGUGAUCACAAAAGACCAGCAAGUAAUCAACGGCCACGGACCAAGUCCAAGUGAUCUGGACGCAGAACCUAAAGAGGCCCAGAAAGACUCCAUUGUCCCUCCACUUACAGGCCUCCACGACAGUAAGACCGCCCCAGUGUCCCAGGCUGGGUUGGGCAGAAUCAGAGACAGGAGCUCCCUCACUGGGAACCUAGAGGGACUACCCAGCCAGAUCAAGGUGGGCCGCUGGUCCCGCCACUGUAAGAUGGUGUCCUCCAGCCAGACCCUUGUCUCUUAUACACAUCUAGAUGUGUAUAAGAGACAGGGGAACCUAGAGGGCCUACCCAGCCAGAUCAAGGUGGGCCGCUGGUCCCGCCACUGUAAGAUGGUGUCCUCCAGCCAGACCCUGUACGAGGGGGCAACGGUCGCAGACGUGGCAGGCAUAGGCCUGUUCGAGGCCAGCCCCGGUGAUCCAUGUCUGGUGGAGAACUCGGAGAGGAUCCUCAGUAAGGUUCAAAUGCUGGCUCGUAUGUACAGCGCCAAGGCCAGCAUCAUGAAGCUGCCACUUCACCACAAGAGGGUGUGUGUGGGUCGUGCACCGUGGACCGGCACCACCAGGCACAGUGUCCCUCAGGCCCAGCUGCCACAGCAGCAUCAUGGGGAGAAGAUUACAGUAAAGAGAGCUCAGAGCCAUUCCACUGGUUGCCAGGAGAUGACUUCAGUUUCCUCAGAACCCCAGCUCUUUGGCCACGUCCUUGUCAGUGAACAGCUGUCCCCCACCUACCGCCAGCAGGAGAAUAGCUACGUCCUGGCCGGACCCAGGGACAGUGUUUCCAACCUGGGAUCCACGUCCAUUACCUCUCCACUCUCCUCCCCUUUGACCACCCCACCAAAAAACCCUCAGGUUGGGCCUGAGGAGGUAGUGACGACUGCUGUGGAGGGGAAGCUUAUGGAGAACCAGUCUGAGGAAGUAAUCUCAGAAGCUGAGAUGCAGAGGCCUCACUCCAAGAAGGGCUUCCCAGUCCAGGAAGGCCCCAUCCAAGGGGUAAGGAUUGAGGUUCCAGCUGAUGGUCAUCCAGGGACCCCAGAGAUGUCUGUGAAUCUCAGCAGGACUCAGGCAGAGCAGAAAGGACAUCAUCUGUACUCCAUCAGGGAAGAUCCUUCUCUGGGGACAGCAACCUCUUUAGCAGGCCCAUGUGGGAUCAAGGACAGGUCUCCAGGGGUUGGAGCUGCAGAGGAACUGCUGAAGACCAUUCAACAGCAGGCUCCAACUGAACCAGAGACGAGCCAGGUGGUGAAGCCAGACGAAGACAAUUUAAACACCAAGAUAAUGUCGCCUUAUGUGGCCAGUGGGGCUGAGAGGGGGAGUUCACCCCAGAUGGCCCCUGGUCAUCAAAAUAAAGCUGAAUCCACCAAAGAGAAACCACGAGAUGCCACUCUAGAUGAUCGGGAUGUUUCACCUGCAUUGCCAAAGAUUUCCCCUCACAGCUCCGACACAUCUCCCACACAACAGAGGUCCAUCUCUGGACUAACUGAGGGGUUAAACCCCUUAGUGUGGCAUCCCACUCAGUCACCUAUGACUGAACCCAUACAAGCAACACAUACAUCUGGUCAGAGAGUCAAGGAGAGUCAAGUCCCAGAGGAUUCCAAAGAAAAAGGGGGCAUGGUUCCCCAUCCGUGGUCAUCGCUCCAAAGCCCGACGCCUAUACCUCCGCCAGGGGUGCAGUCCUCUGACUGUCUGCCUAAGUUCACCAGCCAAAGACCACCCAACCUGCACCUGCCCACUAGCAUGGGUAGAAGGAGCCUUCCUAUCAAUUGGAAUGGAUCAAACAACGCCACACUCCCCAGCCAAAGACUACCACAGCCUUCCUCCCAGUCUUCACUGGAGAGAUCAGCCACCCUGCCUCCAGGUAUCGGCCAUCCCAUGGAUGCCAAGCCCCCCUCCGCCUUCAGCCCCAGUCUCCACCAUCGCUCUCCCUCCCCAAUCAGGGGACUCCCCUGUUCCUCUCCCACCCCUUCUGCCUUGACCAAGUCCCUGGCUGCCUUCUGCAUCAGCCAGUCCAUCAGCCAGAGUCUGGCCAAGAAGAACGCUCGCCUCCAGGACCAGGCCACCCCUCCCCCAGACAGUCCAGCCCCUCUGGCUCCCGCUCCCACUGCAUCCCCACUCAGGAUGAGGUCUCCCUCCCCCAAACUCACCUCUGGCCCUAGCGGCCCCCCUCAGUGUCCCCCUUCCCCUCUCCGGUCUACUUCACUUCGCUCCAGCCCAUGCGCAUCCCCAUCCCCAGCCCUGUCCCCCCCACCAUACCGCAGGCAGCACUCAGUCUCCCCAGCCCCCCCAGUCAGCCUGCAUCAAACCGCCUCUUCCUCWGCCUCCCCCCAGCCCAGGCCUGUUGCCCUAGACCAGCCACGUCAUAUUGGUUUGAAUGGAAAUAGCAACAACAACAACAACACCACUAACGGAGGAUUGGCCGUGAAUCACCGGAAGCCACCGUUAGCGAGUGCCAAUAGUAUAACCCAUCCCCAUGAUUCUCUUUGGAGUGGUUCUACUCACACUUCCAACAGAGUGGCAAGGCCCUUCUCUGCCUCGGAGCCCAGCUCACGAGUGCCGUCCCCCUCUCCCUCCCCAUCUCCAUUCAGCAGGAUCUGCUCCCCACCCCCUGUCCAGAAUCAUACAGGCACUCUGAUGAACAAGCCCCCCAACCCUAGAAGCACCCGGGCAGGAGGGGCUAGCCCCUUCAACCACCUGGGCCUCUCCCUGGAGCUCCCCAGGGCCUCCUCAGCCUGCUCCUCAGGCAUCACCUCCCCUCGUAUUACCUCCCCUCCACCCAUCGGGGUUCCUGACAAUGUGUGGGGAGUCGCCGCUCCUCAGCCGCGGAAUGCAUUCCCUUCCUCCUCCAUAGCCUCAGCCACAUGGAGAGAUGGCUUAUCUCCCUCCCCCUCCAUUCAGAGAAGCUACAGCACCACCUCCCCUCCCCCAUCUGGUUUCUCCUCAUGCUCUCCAACCCCUUCUCAGAACCUGCGGAGGACCAAGGGGAGCAGCCUGCCCUUCCUCAACCUGGCUGACCGACCACCCAACCCAGUCAGGAAUGGGAGAAGGUCAUGGGGAGAGAGCGGAAGGCGCAGGGCUGUGGGUGCGGAGCAGGAGUCUGGGCUGAUGAGCCCCCGAGGGGGAUCCUACACCAACAGUGGCUCCUACAGCGGCUCCAACAGCGGUUCCCCAUCCUGCCUCAGCCCCGGCACCUUGUCCCCUGUCAGACUGGCCCCUGGGAAGAGCAACCACGGCGGGCAACACUUCACCAGCAUUGCCUGGCCCGACGUACGAGAACUCCUGACCAAGUAUGACAGUGGAGACAGCCCUGACCGGAGUGCUCCGACCUCCCCUGUCUGGCCUCAGGAUGAGUGGGGUGACCCGGACCUUGGGGAGGACAGUUGCCGGAGCCGCCUGAUCUGUGCCUAUGUGCCUCGGGCCUCCCCAGCCCCAGACAUGGGCGCACCCAUCCAGUGCCCUCACAGGAGUGAGCCAAAGCCAGAGGACACCUCCUCAAUGCAGGCAGCCAGAAGGACUCUAAAGACUAGCUAUGCUACCACUGUGAACCUGCAGAUUGCUGGCAGUGGACGAAUCACUUCCUUCAGCAACACCCAGGUGAGCUUGAGCCAGACCUUAGCCCCUGUGGUAGACAGCCAGGGCAGACGGAGAGUCAGCAUAAAUGCCUGCAACCUCACCCUUCCUGUUCCCCAGAACUGCAAGAGGCUGUGAGGGGCUGCGACUGGGGGACCUCCUCCAAGGUGCCUUAUGCCUCAGUGAAAGUCUAAAUAGGCACUUUACCCUGAAACAGUGGUGUUCAUAGGGAUCCUAUGAGAUAUAACUCCAGGUCAUAAGGUAAUGAAUUACAUUAGACUUAAUUGGACAGUAGACUGAAUCACCUGUUCUUCCAGAUGACAAUCUGACAAUGUCAGGGAUUCUGCAACCAACUCCACGUACCACCGUCCGGCCACCUACAUCACUGUCCAACAGGACACUGACUGAACCCACAGACAAAUUAGUUGUCCGGUGUCGUUUUUAUUAGUCUUUUUGUUCUUGUUUGUUCUUUCAAAAUGAAUUCUGUUUAUUCUGUUAAACAAAAAACAAUGUAUUGUUUACCAAACUCCUGUGUUUGUGCUUGUGGCUGGCAUGGUGAAAACGGUCAAUUAUUUUCUUUUAUUUAUGAAGUAGUCUUAUUUUGUCUGCAUUUCUGGCACUUAACUUUGUCUUUAUUUUGCACAAUGUCCUCAGCUGUGUGUGUAGUUAAGACGUAUCUGUGAAGGUAGGUUUUAUUUCACACCAAAUCAUGAUGUUAUGUGUUCGAACCUAUGUAGUUGUAUCAGUGAUCAGUGAUCUAUGAUUUAUUUGGUUACAUAAGAGCUGAAAAUAAGGGAAAAUAAGGGCAACAAAUUUCAGGGAAAACAAAAUGCAAGAAAAUGGAUGUUGUGAGUCAUUCACAUGCAUUUUUUUAUUGCUGUACAACACAGUGUCUUCAGGCUACUAUGUCCCAUUUUGAUAGUAUAGACCUAGCUACUUUUUUAAGUACCGUAUUUAAAUAUCAGUUUUGAAAUUGUGUGAGCUCCUGUGGUCAAAAGACUCAAAAAACAACUACUGUGUGUAUUACUUAUGUGUAUUUCAGUUAUUUGUACUCCAAUAAUAAUAAAAAAUAUUAAAGACCCUU